CAUAAAAACAAUAUGGCAUCCAAGUAGCUAGCAAUGUCACGCUUACAAUAUGUUUAAUAGAGAGAUGGACGACAGAGCACAAGUGUUGGGUUUUUCUCCUCAACAGGAGAAAAUCUACAACAAUUUUCUACCGUAUGCUGACAAGAUCGAUGAUGAGUCCUUUGAAGCAUUCGUGGAAAUAAAAAGCAAUUUAGCGAAAGCUGUCGCUCUACGAGAUGUCAAAACUGGAGCGAAUCACUGGGUCGGGAUGCUGUCGAGGUAUAUCCGACUCUAUGGACUGAAGUUUACCAAAGAAGACCACAUAGCAUUAAUCAAACUCCUGUAUGAGUUGGUUCUCAUACCAGACCUGGAGCUUUCACUGAUACAGAUGUUUGCCAACCAGCUGAUUAAUUUAUUGAAGAAGAGAAAAUUACUGACAAGAGAAGAUCUGUGUUUGCCCUGGCGCCCGCUGUACCAGCUAGUAGAAGCCGUGGCAUAUUCUCCAUAUGAACCUCAUGGCCUGCAGUUGUUCCCACCCCAUGUAGAGAAUGUCUUGAAGAACCUGAUAAAAUACUGUCGACAUUAUUUUCCGUUGGAAGCAACAAAGGAGAUGCUGGAAGAAUGGAGGCCCUUGAUGUGUCCAUUUGACGUCACCAACAUCAAAGCCAUCCACUACUUUGAGUACUUCCUCCCGACCAACCUCCCGCCUCAUCAGCAGGAUCAUGGUUGGAAACUGUGGUUCAGCGAGUUCAUGGAUAUAUGGAUAUCAUUCCAGAACAAUCCAAAAUGGGAAUCUGGCUUGGUGAAUCUGUUUUCCCGUCUUUCAAAUGACAACAUUGGUUACAUGGACUGGAGUCCGUAUACUAGUCAGAUUUUUAACCGUUUUCUCCGGAGUUUCAAUUUACCUGUUGGAACUCGGCUACAGAAGGUGGGCCGAUCUAAUAAUACUUAUGAUGUGUUCUCAUCAGUGCAGUGGAUCAUCUCUAUGCUGGGAGGUAGCUCUGGUGUGCAGGAUUAUUUGGACAAGAUCUUCAAAACUCUGCAGACAUUUUACCAUCCCUCCAAUCUAGGGAAGUGGAAUGUGAAACUUAGUGGACUACUGAUGACAUUCCCGCGCCUCUUUGUGAAGAGGAUACACAGGGAGAGAUAUAAAAAGCCCACGUGGGAAAACCAGGUUCCUGACUCCCACAAGUUGUCGGAAGAAGACAUCACCAGGUUUGUGGAAAGUAUGAAGCCUGUCAUCUUCGUUUCCAUGUUCAGCAAAUAUGGCAGUCACGACUCCGCCAUCGCCCUCCGUCACCUGUCCAACAUGAGACCAGAAAUCAUCAUUCCAACCCUGUUAGAAAAAAUGUACCCGGCCAUGGAGAACUUGAUUGAGCCCCACCGCCUCAUUGCCUGUAUGACCUGUAUUGUGGCUGUGGCACGACCCAUGUUACACAAUAGGAAGCGGUACCCAGAGGGCCGCUCCCACCUACUGCCGCUCCUUAAUCUCUCCAUCCCGGGGAUCGACCCCAAUGACUUCAAGAAAUGUCUGAUAACUUUCCAGAUGAUUUCAACAUUUGUAACUUUAGUACCCAUAGUCGAUUGUUCCGAGGCAGUGUUUGUUAGGGACGACCUCACCGAGGAAGAAAAGGAGCUAUGCUCAGCGACUGCUCAGUUUGAAGAUUUCGUCCUUCAGUUCUUUGACAGGGUGUUCACGCUGAUAGAAAACAGUGCCCAGGAGCAUGUCCACAGCGACAUAACUCGCCUGAACCUUGAGCAGAGCAUGCUGGAGGUGGGCCUAGCAUCUACGGCUGUGUCUGUUUUACAACAAUGCUCCACACCUAUAUUCAAGUCGGCCCUGGACAGAAUCCACCGGUUUGUGACAGGAAGUGUGUUUGAGAGUCGCGUGGGAGGCAGAUUUGCAGGCAAUCUAUGUCGGGCCGUAGCCAAGGUGAAUCCUGAAUUAACUCAAAAGAAAUUCCUUUCUCAUAUGUGCUCGAAUGUGAAGAACUUGCUGGAAAAUCAUGAGGAUCUCAAAAAUGAAGAACAACUUGAUGAUAGCUUUUUAUGGAAUUUAAUCAUGCUACCUCAGCUGGUACGUUGUGAUGGUGCAGCACUCUUGCCUUACAAGGCAGAGCUACUCGAGAUCAUCCAGAUGACCCUCCACCUUAAGUGUAUCCAGGGUUACGAACUGGCAGGCCAGUUAUUACGCUAUCUAUUGAGGGCUCUUACCCUCAUCUAUCCACUGGACUACAAAAGUGUGGCAGAAACCCUCGACAAGCCAUUCACAGAGUGGCUGGCUAUCAAUGACUGGGCAAUGCCCGGUGACAUCGACGACCUUCAGAUGAAAUGGCAUGUACCUAAUGAUGAAGAGAUGAAGUUUGCCUCCGAGAUUCUCCAGACCAUCCUCAAGCCAGAGCUGGAGGCCAUCAGGACUGUAACAGCAGACAAUAAAAUGAACAGGGAGGAAUUGCUGAGGAGGUUGAACGUUAUCCUGGAGUGUUUGCUCGGCGCGGGGACUGUUCUACCAAUGUGGGACGAUGCUGUCGUAGAAAUAGUGGAGAGUUCUGUUUCCCUGCGGCGACAGCACUGUCAGUCAACAGGCCAACACUCGUGUAUAACAUUUGAUGGCCAAAAUGUGAGAGAGAAUGUGAUGGAUGCUGUCCGCCCCCUCCUGUCUCAUAUGCUGGCCACAUGUGAAGACGACACAAAGGGAUUGUUCAAGUUGAUACAGAUAUAUGAAACUGUGAUGUUCUUCAAUGGAACCCAGAAAAAUGACUUCGAUAAACGAUGGAAGAGUUUCCACGCCGUGAAGCAAGCGUUAGAUGAUCAGAUGAGGGCUAAGAAGCGCCAUAUACGAGCCAUACUUGUAGACCGAGUACAACUACAGCAGGAGCUUCGCAUGUUGAACGGCUGUAGACGCCUUUUCACAGAGCGACACAAGACCAUGCUUUUCGAUCUCCUGAGCUUGUCUGUCAGCCGUUACAGUGAUGUGAGAAAGACGGCCCAAGGCGUGCUAUUUCUAGGCUUUCAUAAUUUACAUUAUUCUUACCGCUGUACAGUCCCAGCUAUCGUCAAAAACCUGACAGACAGCAACACUCCGGAGCAUGUGUUUAAAGGGACAUUGUUUACUCUGCUUGGCUCCGGCAAGAAGAACAUAGCUACCAAGUGUAACUGGUCUGUAUUAGGAGAAGUAUGGCCAGCCAUCACACAGGCACAACACUCUGAGAAACCCUCCAUCCUCAAGGUCAUUGACGACAUCAUCAACAAGGUCGUCAAGAACAUGGAGAGUGUCUCCAUAGUAGUCAAAACAACGUCGUCGGCCAUCACAGCAGCACAAGCCUUGUUUGACACAGGCAAACCCCACUGUUCAUUUCCUGCCAUGACUAGUAAGGAAUUGGAAGCUGCCCGACUCCGAGAGGAGGAAACAAGCAACAAGGACAAAGCAUUGUACUUAAAGCUGGUAGCUGACCUUGUGAAUCUAGUAGAAAAUGGAAACUUGAUGUGGAAGUUCGCCCAGCUGGGUAUGGAGCUGACGUGUCUCCUGCUUAGACACGACAUCCUAUUGCCAGCGUGUGCUGUCAGACUCUAUACCAAGGGCAUGAUACACGACUCUCUCUACGUCAGAAAGCUGUCACUUAGCUCGAUUUCUGCAGUCCUGAAACAGCAGAAGAGAAGACACAAGCCUCAGGUAUUUGAUCCAUUCAAAGUGUCUGGUACAACAGCUCCAUCUGGUGGUGACUUUCGGCCGGGAGACCGAGAGGAUAAUCAUUGGAUCUGUUACGACAAUGACAAACUACCUCUUACAAAAGAACAAUGGGAAAGCUCCACUUUCGUGGAGAAAACACACUGGGGCUACUACAAUUGGCCGAAAACGAUGAAGACCUACGCUCCUACCUCAGAACAGCCAAAACUAGAGAGAACAUUGGGGGAACUGCUGAAAGAGGAAGCUCCAUUGUACGAAAACUUGAUGAAUGCUGAGUUUGUAGAGAAGUUGAUAGAAUUCCUAGCAUUAGAGGAACACAAAAGGAAAGACAAAUUCCGUACCAAGACCAUGACUUUAUUUAAGGGCUUGCAUCGUAACUUUGGUGACACUUUCCUGGAACUUCUCAAGCCGAAUAUAGAACGUCUUAUCAGUGACACUAGUCAUGAUAAACAUGACAGCAGCCAAAGGUGUGCGAUGGAGAUGUUGUCAGGGAUCCUACGUGGGUCAAAACACUGGCCCUUCGAUAAGGUUGAAUCCCUGUGGAAGUGGACAACACCUCUACUGAAAAAGGCACUGAACAACAUGACGGUGGAAACUCUAGAGGAUUGGGGAACAUUCUUCACCGUCAUAUCGGAAAGCAGGGACCCCAGAAAACUACAUUGGUACUUUGAACUAGUCAUGGAAAACCCUCUGAGUGGAGAGGGAGGUUCCUUUGGAGACUCCAGUCGGCUGUAUGGGAUACAGAGUGCGCUGAGUCAGCAGGAAUGGAGGGUGUCAAAGCUAUUACACAGACUCCUUGACUACCUCAUGCCGCACCUUUCUCACCCGUACAAAAACGUACGAGACAGAAUCGGAAGUAUCCUGUCCAGUAUAUUCUUAUACGACUACCACAUGAGUCCAAAUAGUGUGACCUCAUCACCGAAGCGCAAGGAUUUUAUGAAGAUUAUCUUGCCACAGAUCGAGGGACUUAAGCACAUUGUGUUGGAUGAGACAGCUACAGAGGGAAAUGCUAAGAACGGGGGCGGAGCUAAUCAUGUGUUAGGUAAAGGGGAGGAGCUUAUGGAUGUUGAGGAGAGUGAGGAGGAUCAGGAGAGAAAAGCUUCUGUGAGACUUUGUAAAUCUGUGAUGAAAUGGGUGUUAAACAGCCUGAGUUUACUGAUGAACUUCACAUCUGCACCGCCAGAGUUCUUUCAACUUCUACCAAUUAUGUGUACUCUGGAGAGUGAGACGCGGGACGAAGAGCUGAAGACGGAUUGUACGUUGGCGCUGUCUUACUUCGCCCAGUCUCUCGUCCAGCCGGAAUUGGUUCCCCUAGCAUUGACCACCAUCAGAGAGGUGACAAUGUUACAGUCGUGGCACGCCCGCAGGGCCAUCCUCAGCUACAUACAGGUGAUGGUGUUCUGUAACUACUUCACGUUCCACACACCUGAGAACAUCAAUGAGAUCGAGGACAUUGUACUCGGACUGAUAUGUGAUGACCAGCUGGAGGUGCGAGAGAUGGCUGCCAUUACCUUGAGUGGACUGUUGCAUUGUGGGUUCCUACAGAUGAACCAACACAUGCUGGAUCACUUUGAGCUUCUGAGUAGAACUAAAGUGAAGAAGAGGAAGCAGCUGAAAGACAACCUUCCUUUGGAGGCCUUGGUAAAGCGCCACGCUGGCGUUCUGGGGCUGGGCGCCUUUGUACAGGCGUACCCCUACGAUGUGCCAAACUUCAUGCCUCAGAUACUCAUGGAUCUCAGCAAUCACGUCAAUGAUCCACAGCCGAUACAGAUGACCGUGAAGAAGACCUUGUCAGACUUCCGGCGGACGCAUCACGACAACUGGCACGACCAUAAGCAGAUGUUCACAGACGACCAGCUGGUGAUACUGACCGAUCUCUUGGUCUCCCCAACGUAUUAUGCAUAAGAAUAUCCUGCCACUGUCUAAAAGGAGGUCAGUGUCCCCGGAUUGGUGAUAGGUCAUAGGUCAAGACAAAAAGAUAGUCCCUCAAAUGUAGCUGUGUUAUAUCGCUGGCUGUUUAGUGUCGACUUUUGUCAUUUGUGGCUGGGAAACUUGUUUGGACUUCUAUGGAAGAAGAUUGAUUAUUCUUGCCCAACACCUAUAUGCAAAGGUGUAAGACACAGAUGAUAAGUCUUAGAGACUAAUUGUUAGCCGAGCUAAGGUCCAAGUGAUCCAAACAACUGAGGUACCCGACCAGGGAGGUUGGAUAUAAGUGAUGGAACUUUUCCUUAGUGCGAAACGACCAGUCUGUCUGCUAGUUCUUAAAAUGCAACAUUUUACGGGGUAAAGACUGGCAGACCUGUUGCCCAAGUGGUCAAAUAGUUAGUGAAGUGAUUAACAAAAGUGGCCAAACUCUCGUUAGUGAAAAAUUUCUUGCGGAGGUAGAUUUGAUUGUUAGCAUUGGCUCCUCACAGGUGCUCUACUGAUAGGAGACUUUAUGAUGAUCAAAAGCUGAAAAUGUUUUUUGUUCCAUUGUGAUCAAUCUUGUUGUGAUGUUUAUUCCCAUUCCCUAAUGAGGUUCAACUAUAUAUGAACCCUGACGAGCGAAAAAGACUAGAAAUAAUUUGUUUGAAAAAUGUUUUUUGAAAUUGUCAAAAUUUUAUCAAUCCUUGACAAGAAAUGGUAGCAUUUGCCAAAUCUGGAAGAGAAAUUGUAGCUUUUUCUGAAUGUGGAUGACUGUAAAUAUGAAUGUGUUAAUGAUUUAAGGCGAGGUAACCCUUCAUCAGGUAAGAUAACUCUUGCCAGAAAAAUAUUUAAUUUGGUUACAUUUGCGUAUCCCGGUUGAAAUGGCACAGGUGGCGCAGAAAUAUUCCACGAUAAA
This is a messenger RNA of Mizuhopecten yessoensis (Yesso scallop), 6488 nucleotides long. Its product is annotated as proteasome activator complex subunit 4A-like. The transcript is spliced from 47 exons. Gene Ontology annotation, cellular component: nucleus; cytosol. The coding region runs from base 50 to 5572 and encodes 1840 amino acids. Lineage: Eukaryota; Metazoa; Mollusca; Bivalvia; Pectinida; Pectinidae. Gene Ontology annotation, molecular function: peptidase activator activity; proteasome binding. The record is from RefSeq and is a predicted model, not a curated record. Gene Ontology annotation, biological process: proteasomal ubiquitin-independent protein catabolic process.